Molecule: messenger RNA, 1101 nt
Organism: Moesziomyces antarcticus
Lineage: Eukaryota; Fungi; Basidiomycota; Ustilaginomycetes; Ustilaginales; Ustilaginaceae
Product: glycosyl hydrolase
Exons: 1
Coding region: 1-1101 (366 amino acids)
Biological process (GO): carbohydrate metabolic process
Source: RefSeq, a predicted model, not a curated record
AUGCUGUUGAGCAAGUACCUCUCUCUCCUCGUCGCCGGUCUGGCAGCUGGCAGUAGCAGCACAGCCAAGCCUCUUCCUGGUAUGGACGUUGGCCGCCCUCAAGUGGAUGCUGGCAUGCGCUCGCUGUUCGCAUACUACAACGGGACGGAUGGACGGUUUGAUACGUCUGCGUCGUGGUGGUUGAGCGGCAAUGCGCUGACUACGGUGCUGGAGUACAUGGACAAGACGCAUUCGCGCCGAUACAUGCCUCAGGUGCUCAACACGAUCGAGCAGCAGAAGAAGCCGUUGCCGUGGUGGCCUUCUGGCGGCGGGAUCUUUCGUGCGGAUUCGACGGACGACACGGGAUGGUGGGCGCUGGCGAUGCUCAAGAUGUACGACCUGACGCACGAUGGCAAGUACCUCGAGUAUGCGGUGUUGGAUGCCGAAUAUCUGCAGAGCUUCCAGAGCGGUGCGUGUGGUGGGGGCAUCAUCUGGGACAUUCCAUCGCGCACGUACAAGAAUGCGAUCAGCAACGAGCUGUUCCUCUCGCUCGCUGCGGGUCUUGCCAACCGUCUGCCGGAUGCCAAACAGAGGGGUAAAUGGCAGGGUGUGGCCAAGGCGCAAUACUCGUGGUUCGUGCAGUCGGGCAUGAUCAACAGUGUCAACCUGAUCAACGACGGACUGACGGACGCGUGCAAGAACAACGCCGGCGUGGUAUGGACGUACAACCAAGGCGUGAUCCUCGGUGGACUGGUGGAGCUCUUCACGGCCGACGGACACAAGCGCGAGUACCUGGACCUUGCGACCAAGAUCGCACGUGCCGUGACGUUGAGCAGCGCAUUCAACAGCGAUGGAGUGUUGGUCGAGUCGUGCGAGGGCGCCCAAAAGUGCAACACAGACCAGGAUGCGUUCAAGGGCAUCCUUGCGCGCAACCUCGACAAGCUCAACCGCCUCACUCCGGGCAUGCCCUACACGGCGUACCUCAAGCGCCAGGCUGCGAGCGCGUACGCCAAGGCGAGAAACGCCACCGACUUUUACGGCGUCCAGUGGACGGGUCCCGUGGGGCAGGCCAAUGUGGGCACGCAGGGCUCCGCCAUGUCCCUGCUCGUUGCGGCGCUUUGA